GGAACCCAAGCAGCCGCGCGGGCCGGGCAAAGUGCAGUCAGACGGAGAACACCGGGCGAGGCGUGGGCAGCUCCGACUCCGGCCAGGACAGGCGCGAUGGCGAGCAGCGACAGCGGACUCGCAGCCCAGGGUUUACUUGGAUGGGGCGCGGAGGAAGAGGAGCCGGAGACAGAGGAGGAGUCGGAGGGCGAGGGGGAGGAGACGGCGGCCGAGUCGGAGGAGGAGCCCGACGCCAGGUUAUCAGAUGAGGAUGAAGAGGGUAAGAUCAAGCAGGAGUGUAUCAUCUCUGACCCAUCCUUUUCCAUGGUGGCAGUUCAACGGGAGGACAGCGGGAUAACCUGGGAGACCAAUUCAAGCAGAUCUUCCACUCCCUGGGCUUCAGAAGAAAGUCAGACAUCGGGAAUAUGUAGUUUGGAAGGGUCAGCUCUGACUUCUCCUCCAGGAAGUGUUUCCUUUAUUAUGGAUGAAGUUAAAAGGACACGCAAAAGAACUCAGAAGUCCAAGCGGGGCUCACCAUCAUUGCGUAGGAAAGGCAGCAAAAAAAGGAAUUCUCUAGAAUCGCAAGAUGUUCUGACAAACCAAGAAGAUGGUCCUUUAAUUUCAGAAAAGCCCGUGCUCAAUACUGAGAAAGAAAAGUCAUCUAUUGGCACUUAUGAUAAAACAAGAAGGAAGAAGACUGAAUCAAAUACGCCUCCCAUCACUGGGGCUAUCUACAAAGAGCACAAACCAUUAGUAUUGAAGCCAGUCUACAUAGGAACGGUACAAUACAAAAUAAAGAUGUUCAAUUCAGUUAAAGAAGAGUUAAUUCCUCUACAAUUUUAUGGGACACUGCCAAAAGGUUAUGUGAUUAAGGAAAUACACUACAGGAGAGGGAAAGAAUCAUCCAUUAGUCUAGAGCCGGAUUUGAGCAAUGGUGGUUCUAACAUAGCUUCCCAAAGGAAAUUAGCCCAGAGCCCAGAAGAAGACAGGGCAAGAGAGCUUGCUCCACCCUGGAGAGGUGCCCUCUCCAAAGGGUCCAUGACCUCAUUGUUUAGUCACGAAGAGCAAAAGAAAACAUAUACUGAUUCCCUCUUAAAUGCUACAUCUUCAACAGAACACACAUUACCCUCUUAUUCAAGAAAUGAUACAGCCGAUCAAGAAGAACAUCUCAGACCUUCACAGACCGUGCAACAACAGCCAGCUGACGAGUCAAAGACCUACAGAACAGAACCACCCAGCACUCCAGCAACCAUGGUCCCCGAAAGAGCAAAGGAAGAACUGGAGCAGAACUCACAAGGAAUGGAAAGUUCAGAGGAUGCGUCAGGCUUGUCAGGCUUAGCUAAUGAUGUGGAACAGGAAGGCAUGGUUUCCGUUAACCAUUCCAUGUCAUGGGAGGCAGAGAAAGAGUCUUUGAAGACAGGACCAUCAAGACCAGGACCAGCCAUCCAAGAAGGGUUUGAGCCAGACAUGGAAGAGUUAGAGCCGAUUUCAAGAGAAAAAAUGGAACCAGUGUCUGAACCUGUGACCUCAUCUGAGCCCAUAGACCACAGAGAAGAGGAGCAUGCGCCUGAGCCCAUAGACCACAGAGAGGAGGAGCAUGCGCCUGAGCCCCUAGUCCAUAGAGAGGAGGAGCAUGCGCCUGAGCCCCUAGUCCAUAGAGAGGAGGAGCAUGCGCCUGAGCCCAUAGUCCAUAGAGAGGAGGAGCAUGCGCCUGAGCCCAUAGUCCAUAGAGAGGAGGAGCAUGCGCCUGAGCCCAUAGUCCAUAGAGAGGAGGAGCAUGCGCCUGAGCCCAUAGACCACAGAGAGGAGCAUGCGCCUGAGCCCCUAGUCCAUAGAGAGGAGGAACAUGCGCCUGAGCCCCUAGUCCAUAGAGAGGAGGAGCAUGCGCCUGAGCCCAUAGUCCAUAGAGAGCAGGAGCAUGCGCCUGAGCCCAUAGUCCAUAGAGAGAAGCAUGCGCCUGAACCCAUAGUCCAUAGAGAGGAGGAGCAUGCGCCUGAGCCCAUAGUCCGUAGAGAGGAGGAGCAUGCGCCUGAGCCCAUAGUCCAUAGAGAGGAGGAGCAUGCGCCUGAGCCUCUAGUCCAUAGAGAGAAGCAUGCGCCUGAGCCCAUAGUCCAUAGAGAGGAGGAGCAUGCGCCUGAGCCCAUAGUCCAUAGGGAGGAGGAGCAUGCGCCCGAGCCUCUUCUCUCCCUUGCAUCACAGGAAGUAGAGAGUGGAGCAGAAACUUCUCUACCAAUCACAGAUACCAUUGAACCUGAAGAUUCUAGUCUAGAAGAAGAGAUCAUAGAACUUGAUUACCCAGAAAGUCCUUUAGUUUCUGAGAAGGAUUCCCCAUUGCCUUUGUCCCCUGAAGUGGAGCACAGAAAAGAGCCCAUUCUCCCAUCACAGAUGACAUUCACACCUGAACAUAUCACCUUGUCCGAGGAAGAAAGAGAGGAAAGCGAAUCUGUUUCUACUGAUUCUGCUUUUGUAUCUGAGUAUUCAGUCCUACAGGAUUUGAACCGUAAGUCAGAGAAGCUAGAAGUAGAGGCAGUUUCUGUAUCUGAUGUGAAAUCUAGUGAACCUGCCGUCUUUUCAGAGGACGAGGAGGAACGUGAGUCUUACUCCCCAGCUGUGACCUCUGUAUCUGAGCAUUCUCUCUCUCCAUCCACCACUGAGAAGACAUCUUCCACCCAGUCCCCACUCUUUUCAACAGUUUCACCAGACAAUCUGGUCCUGUCUGGAGAUGAGGCCUCAGAGACAGAGGCCUCAGAUUCUCUAUCUGCGACUGAGUAUUCUGGUCCAGCGCAUGUGCAAGAGUUGCUGGUAAGAGCCGGUGACCCUAAGCUCCCGCUAAAAUCCCAACAUGUUUCUGAGCCCAUUAUUCAGACAGAAGAUGAGAAAGAAGAUAUUGGGCUACUUUCUUCAGCUGUGGAUGCCACUUCUGAAUACCCUCACUCGCCAUCACUAAGUGAGAAGGCUUCUGAAUGCCAUUUGCCACCCCUGGCUACCACACUCAGACAUGCCGCUCUAUCAGAAGAUGAGGGUCUAGAAAGUGGAAGUUUCGUAUCAGAUUCAAAACUGCCAUUUAAACCCUCAGUUCCUCAAAGUGCAACACAGGAACCCCCCGAAAAAACAGGAGAUGACACGCCCCAAUUCAAACCCAAAGGCCUUGCUGAGCCGACAAUCCUGUUAGAGGAAGAAAAGGAAGCCAUCGAGCUAUCUUCAUCCAGUGAGGUCCCUGCAGCUGAACGCACUCUCCCUCCACAAACCACUGAGUUGCUUUCUGAAAGCCAGGCCCCGCCUUCCUGGCCCACCUCAUCCGAACAAGAGGGCCUAUCCGAAGAAAGGAGUGGAGAAGGCCAGCAGCGCUCAUUCUCUUCCACACCAGAGCUUGUCCACACAUCGCCUCUGCUUCUAAAAGGUGCCUCCUCACCCUCAGCUCUAUCAGAGCCAGGGCAGGAAGAGGACAGCAUUGGGCCCCUUUCCCCUGAUUCUGCGUUUGCAUCAGAAUUCUCUUUCUCACCCUAUCCAACUCAGGAACUAGAGAGAAGAGAGCUGGGGCGUGACUCUCCACUGUGUUUAACGUCGCCCUCUGAGCACACUGUUCUGUCCGAUGAGGACACCGAAGAGGCUGAACUCUUUUCUCCAGAUUCAGCAUCACAGGUUUCAAUCCCACCGUACAGAAUCGCAGAAACAGAGCGGAACAAAGUCGAGGCAGAUGAAUUACUCCCAAUGAGUCCUGUGCCUGACUUUCCCUACUUCUCAGGGGCAGAUGAAGAAGAGACAGGAUCCUCAGUGGCCACGCCGGUGCCCGAGCAUUCUGCUCCAUCGAAGGAGCGGAAAGAGGAGCCUUUCCCUUCUAUACCUGUGUUUGAAGAUCUGAGCCUGCCACCUUCAGCAGUUAUGACAACGACAGGCCAAGCAGAAACUAAGCCAGAUGUUCCAACGGUUUCAACCUCUGUAUCUGAAUAUCUCAUCCUGGCCCAACGGCAGAAAACUCAAGCAUCUCUGGAGCCCGAGGCUGAAGAUGUGGUACCACCACCUUUAACCAGUGGAUGGGAGGAGACAGAUGCUAAGAGUAGUUCGACAGCAUCUACCAUAGCAGCUUCUGCAUCUGCAGUCUCAUCUGUGGUAAAGGAAGAAACCGCAUCCAUUUUGUCCACAUCUCAGUUCUCCGUUUCACCUGAGUCAGCCCGUGUCCCUAAGACAGAACGGGAACCCAAAGCAUCGCUCACACUCACAAGUGCAGAGGAACAGAUGGCUUUGCCCAAAGUCAGACGGGAAGAAAUUGUGCCGGAUUCUCAAGAAGCGACAGCACACAAAUCACAGGAUCAGACACCAGAACCUCAGCCCCCAAAUGUUCCAGGGUCUGGGAUGAGAUAUUCAGUUUUGUCUGACAUGGGAGAUGAGCCAAAGGCGGAUGUCAAGCCCGAUUUAGCUCCAGCUGUGACUUCUGAACUAGAACAGAGAAUGUUGUCAAAGAAUGAGCCUGAAGUGGUAAAACCGCAUUCACCUCCAGAGGAAACAUCUAUUUCUGGACGUAAGGUUUUAUCCGCGGUGCAAAAGGAAGUGAAACAGGAAUCCAAAAUAACCAGGGAACUUCCUGCAGCCUCGUCGGGAAUCGAGAGGGAAGUUGAGCAUCAUCCACCUGCACCAACCGCGCUUCCAGCAUUGCGGGAAGAAACGGAGAGAGAAACCAAAGCCAGCGUUUCUGCCACUCCAGUGCCAGUAACUAAGCUUGAUUCAAAUUCAGCUGCGUUAGGCAGAGAUGAGAUCCUGACAGACUCGUCUCUUGCCGGCCCUGCCGAACAUCCGGGCUUUAAGGGAGUAGGGGAGAGGGGGUUAGGAAGUGGUGAGCCAUCUCUCACCAUGUCUGCAGCCGAUCCCACAGUUCUCAGAGCGGGAGAGAAGGAACCAAUUAAAGAAGCUGCUGCUGUCCUUGACAGCUCUUCGUUCAGAGGCUCGGCUUGGCCAGAAGCAGAGGAAAAAGGGAGAUUAGAGUCGUCUCUAAGUUUAUCAUCUCCCUCAGAGCUCUCUGAUUGGUCAAAAGUAGAAACUGAAGAAGUUAAACGUGGGUGGCCAGGAGCCAAGGUGCCCUCAGAUGUGGCUGCGGAAACUGGGGUAGAAGACAAACGAGGCAUUUCACUCUCCCCAGCUCCUGAGUCUAAAGAAUCCACUUCGCCACAGAAAAAGAACUUGGUGUCUGUCUCAGAGGUGUUAAGGCCUGAACCCAAACUUCCCAUCGACUUAUGGAGUGAGGUAGAGAGAGAAGACACUGAGCCUCCUCCAUCACAAGUGUCGCCCACACCCAAACACACGGUGCCGGAUGACAAACCCGAGGAGAUGACAAGGUCUCCUGAUUCCGAAAAUUUAGUGUCAGAUGAUCUAGCCCCAACGUUACUGGCACUCAGGGAUGAGAUGAACGGACAAGCAGAGGAGACAUCGUCUCCAGUGCUGGGGAGUUUCCUCUCAGGAAAAGAAGAGCUCGUAAAGCUCCCCCCAGAACCUAAGAAGCCCAAACGGUUCUCAGAAGCACCGACUGUGGGGUUGGAACUCACCGAUAGUAGAGACAGGGAUGGGUCCUUAGGUAUAGAAAUAGUGAAACCCAGUGUCUUAGAAAAGGGCCCCACUGAGCUUAGGAGUGCAGGAAAAGAGCAAGAAGAACAUAGGGGGCUCCCUGUGCCUGCUACGUCUCCACUAGAGACUGCUUCUUCUGACCUUCCCAUAAAGCAAAAAGAGCUUAAAAAGACCCUUCCCGAGGGUCAAGCUGUUAAGGUGCCUGAUGUGGGCAGCUCUUUUGCAGAGAAGCCAGACCUGGGUAUUAAACAAUUAGCACAGAGGAAAGAGAAUCUGGAGCAACCGAAGCCAUUCAUGACAGCUGAGCCUGCCGAUGUUAUAGGAACAGAAGUGAAGGAGACUCUGAUUUCUCCCAAGGAUAACACCCGGAUGCUGGACAAGCCAGAUGGCUUGGUCAGUCAGCAUGAAGAUAGAAAACCAGGACCCAGGCAGCUGGAGUCCUCUGAGAGCAAGGAUCUGAUGCCAGAGAAACUCGGGGCUGCCCCGUUGGAUUCAGAUCACACACCUGGAAUCAGGAAGCAGGAAGAACCCCAUUUGCCAUUGCAAGAACAAGCAUCUAUCCUCCGUGUAUCUAGUGGCAAGGUAGAAACCUUCACCACUAAGACUUAUCUUUCUGAAGAAACAGAGGCCGUGGUUCCUGUUGGGAAGACAGAUAGAGGCAGAGCAGAGGAGAGGCAGAACAGUUCUUUCAUGGAGAGUGAAAAUUCAGUAUCAGAGAAGACAAAUGCAGAAUUUCCCAAGCCUUGCAAAGAAGAUGUCCAGAUGGAACUCAAACUACCUCUUGGAAGAACUAUCCAAAAAUCAGGGACUGGCCCAUCAGUGGAGCAGGCAACCCCAAUUCCUGCCAGCUCAGCACAUUUCCUGGCUGAAGUUGUAGAACCCACAGUGGGCAAAAACCAAGAAGCAAGCAUAGCACCAGUGUCCGGUGAGAAGCCAUCUCAAGAACCCACGAGGGUUCAGUCAAAGGCCGUAGGUGAUGCUGAGGAAGGGCGAAAGCUAGCCCCCGACGUGCAAGUCCCUGCCGUGAAAGCAAAUGUUGCACCUCAACCCCCGGAGACCCCAGGGGUGACACAAAAGCCAUCUGAGAAGUCACUGGUGGCUGAGCAAUGUCUUCCUGCAGAGAAGGGGAAGAAAGGAAUUUCGUCUUUCAAAUCGUGGAUGUCUAGUUUAUUGUUUGGAUCGAGCACUCCAGAUAAUAAGGUUGCUGACAAUAAAGAUCUAGAGACUCAGCCAAGUCCCUCUCUAGAGAAAGCACUAACUGCCGUAGAGCCUAAGGGUGCGGUUCCUGCUGAGGUUACUGUAGCUGAGAAGCCAGGGGUUCACUCUUUACCUGAGGUCACAGUUAAGCUGGGUGAAGAACCCAGAGGUGGAGAAAAACUCACAUUUUUACCAAACACGGACGUUUUAAAGCAGCCUGCCUCUAACUCUGAAAACUACGGGAAGAAAGGACUCCCAGGCUUUUCAGAGGGAAUGGGUGAAAACUUAGCUACUUCAGCUGGUGAUGAACAUCCUGGAAUUCAUCCUCGCUCCCCAAUGGGUGAGAAAGUGGGUAUGGAAGAAGCCCAGAACACGGCGCCUCUUCAUGUUACUGAGAGCCAAAGACACCAGAAGCCAGAGAUCGCUCCUCCGUCUAUGUGGAGUAUUUCUGUUCUUAAGGAAGAGCCAAGCAGUGGUCACAAAGAAGCACAGCUCUUGUCAUCUGACGUAGUCGAUAGAACGCCACAACGGCCAGAAUCAACUUUGUCCGCCUUCGCGAGGAUGGACUCAGAGAAGCAGGCACCAGUGAGUUUGCCGGUGGAGUCAGAAGACAGCCUAAUUGAUCUCGGUGAAGACAGACUGAGGCAAGAAAUGCCAAAGCCCACGUCUCUGGAGCGUCAUGAAGAGGAAGUGGAACGCCCAGCGGUGGAGAAGGACGGCUGGGGAACUAGAUCAUUUUCCUUGGCAGGGGAGAAGGGGCUGGCAGAGAAGCAAGAAAUCAUGGCUCCCUUGGAAGUAGGGGAAAAUAAAGCAGUAGGAAAGUUGCAAAUGAUGCCGGAAUCUCGACCUUUCAAAUCGGAAGGAUCAAAAGCUGCUGAGAGGCUGGAACAGCGCAUCUCUCCAAGGGAGGAGCUCAUGGAAAAACCCAGCAAGACUCUUGCUUCUGAGAGGAGAGAAAAGGAAGCGCAGGAACGGGUAUUUCCAGAAGGUGAGAAGGAGGGAGGCCUGUCCUCUUCCCCUGCGGCAGCCAUGCCUGUGCCUGGUGCGUCAGCCAUCUCUUGGGAUAAGGCCCAACCACCUUCUCCGGUUAAACCACCACCAGUUAUUGAAAAACCAGAGCAUAUAUUCACAGAGGUAUACCCAGAAAUUGGGGAGAGAAAGGCAGCAGAAACCAAACCACAUCCCCAGGAAGAAGGUAAAACUUUAGUAGAGAAAACCAAGGCUUCCCGUGUGGAGCCUCCCCAUGGAGAGGAAGUGGAUGGCCAUUCUUUUACUCAGGGAGGAAAUCUGGAGUUGGAGAAGUCACGUGAGAGUAGAGUGGAUCUCAAAGAGGAAAGGAGGCAGUUUGUGAUGCCCGAGUUGUCCCUUGCUGCUUCGGUGGCUGCUGAAGAUGGACAUGCGCAGCCAAGGCCCCUAUCUAGGGCUGCCGAGAGGACAGCAGGACACAUUACGGAUGAGACAAACAAUUUAGGACCGCCGACUCUAGAAACUUCUCUAGAACAAACAGCGAAGAAACAAGAGACACGGUCAGAUAGGCCUACAGUUCAUACUAUCCAGACAUCUAAAGAUCACCCAGAAGAGAUGCCGAAACAGUCUGUUCUUAUCUCAAAGCGUCACUUGGAAGCUAUGGAGGAUGUGCACAGAAACGAGCCACUCUCCUCAGCGGCAAGCAGCUAUACUCAGUUUAUGCUCAGUGCCUCAGCCGUCAGUGCUGAUGGAGCGCCUCCUGUGGGAGGCACACCCCAGGAGCCCGAAGGCACCUCUGGGAAAGGUGAAGAAUUUUCAGUGACCAGCAAGCCAGCCGGCCUUUCAGAAGAGCAGAAGAGUGCUUUUAGCAUCAUUUCUGAGGGCUGUGAGAUAUUGAACAUCCAUGCCCCUGCCUUCAUCCCCUCGGUGGAUCAGGAAGAAAGUGAACAAAUGCAAGAUAACUUACAGUAUUUGGAAGAGAAAUCCUCGUUUAAAAGCAUAUCUGUUUGCGAUGAGAGGAAAGCAGUCGCUUCCCAUAAAACACAGAAGAGCGAGUUAGAAGUUCCUGAUAGGAAAAUCACAUCGCCGACAGAAAAUGAACCAAAGGAAUCUUACCAGACAAAGGAGGAGACAGCCACAGGCUCGAGGUCAGGGGAUUUCACGUCAAUCCAACCAGGAGUUUCUGGUGAAGAGGAUUAUUUUGAAAAAUAUACUUUGAUCGAUUAUAACCUUUCCCCAGGCUCAGAAAGACAGAAAUCAACUGUUGAGGGCUCCUCAGAGGAAGCCACAGAAACACUGACGUCUUUCCCAGAGAGUUCAGCUGAACAGACCCUAGACCACGAAUAUGACUUAGUAAAGUUAGACGAAAGCUUUUAUGGGCCAGAAAAAAAUGGUAGCAAGUCAUCUCAUGCAGAGAUGCCGAAGUCUUUGGUUAUCCAAAAACCGAGUGAAGAAAAUGCUCCGAAGGGUGUCGGUGUAGAUGUGGACUCCAGGUCUCCCGGGAUGCCUCUAUUCGAUGUGGAGGAAGGAGUGCUGUCAAGAAGACAGAUAUUUCCCACCACCCCCAAGGCUGUUAACCCUGAGCUGUUAGAGGAGCCACCUGCACUUUCCUUCUUCUAUAAGGAUCUGUACGAGGGGGCACUGGGGGAGAAGAAUGAAGGAGAAACAGCUUCAGAGGGUGGCAGCGUGGAUUCUGAGACGUCAUUUCCAAGGCGACAUUCUGACACCGACGAUGGAACAGGCAUGUACUUCGAGAAGUAUGUACUCAAAGAUGACAUUCUUCAUGACGAAUCUGUAAAUCAGGAAGACCAAGGCCAAAGCCUGGAAGAAAAGCCAGUUGGCGAAAACGGUUCACAGCAACUGAGAAUCGCAGAAAGUGAAAUCGGGAGAAAGCCUGGAACUAGUUUUUGGGAGAGGAAUCUGGAAGAACAGCACAAGGUCAUUGACAGGGAGGGAGAGCCCGUAAGCCACACGGAGACUCUCAAUGAGGUAGCAACGCAGCAGAAAGCUCCCGUUACAGAGCAAGUCACAGCAAUCACCCAGGAGAUGAGCUACGCAGUCCCAUUCCAGGACACCCACCGUGUUCGGACGAGUGAGCCAAGCAGCCAGGGUCAUGAAGCAGGAAAUGCAAGUCCAGAGGUCAAUCUGAAUGUCCCAGUACAAGUGUCUUUCCCAGAGGAAGAAUCUACAGCAGGUGCCACUUAUGCUCCCGAAGUAUCACAAGAAGAGCUGGUCCCAUGUGUGUCACGUGAAGAGAGGCUCCACAACAUCCCUGUACAGGACGAGUAUGACUUCGUUGACUCUCUGAAUCAGGAAAUAGUCAGUCAAGGCAUCUUACCAGGAGAACCUUAUUCUGAAGCCCCACCCAAGGAAGUGUUACCUCAAGGAACGGAGUCCUUGUCACAUGCUGGGGAACGGGAACUCAUGAGUGAGGGGGAACCAAGAAAGUCUGCUUCACAGGAAGAGUGGGACAGAGGGGGAGAAGAUCAGUCAGCACGAGAAUCAGUGACCACUAAGACACAAAAGGAACAGAAAAAGGCCCAGGUUGACUCUUACUGCUACACCUGCAAAAGCCUGGUCUCUGAAAUGGACAAGGUGCUGGACAUUCACAAACACCAUGAGGUUUCAGCCCUUGACACAGCUAUAAGUGCUGUUAAGGUUCAAUUAGGAGAAUUUCUUGAGAACCUACAAGAAAAGUCCUUGAGGAUUGAAGCUUUUGUUAGUGAGAUUGAAUCCUUUUUUAAUACCAUCGAGGAAAAGUGUAGCAAAAAUGAGAAACGACUGGAAAUGCAGAAUGAGGAAAUGAUGAAGAAGGUUUUAGCCCAGUAUGAUGAAAAAGCUCAGAGCUUCGAGGAAGUGAAGAAGAAGAAAAUGGAGUUCCUGCAUGACCAGAUGGUCCACUUCCUGCAGAGCAUGGACACAGCCAAGGACACCCUGGAGACCAUCGUCAGAGAGGCCGAGGAGCUUGACGAGACAGUUUUCCUGGCCUCAUUUGAGGAAAUCAAUGAAAGGCUGCUGUCUGCCAUGGAGAGCACAGCUUCCUUAGAGAACAUGCCUGCCGCGUUCUCGCUUUUCGAACAUUACGAUGACAGCUCCGCGCGAGGUGACCAGAUGUUGAAACAAGUGGCUGUCCCACAGCCUCCCAGACUAGAACCCCAGGAACCAAAUUCUGCUACCAGCACAACAAUUGCAGUGUACUGGAGCGUGAACAAGGAGGACGUCGUGGACUCAUUCCAAGUGUACUGUGUAGAGGAGCCUCAAGAUGAUCAAGAAAUAAAUGAACUGGUAGAAGAAUAUAGAUUAACGGUGAAGGAAAGUUGCUGCAUUUUCGAAGACUUAGAACCCGAUCGAUGCUAUCAAGUGUGGGUGAUGGCUGUCAACUUCACCGGAUGCAGCCUGCCCAGUGAAAGGGCAAUUUUUAGAACAGCACCUUUCACGCCUGUGAUCCACGUAGAAGACUGUACGGUGUGCUGGAACACUGCCACUGUCAGAUGGCGGCCCGCUAACCCGGAGGCCACAGAGACCUACACUCUGGAGUACUGCAGACAACACUCUCCUGAGGGUGAGGGCCUGAGAUCUUUCUCUGGAAUUAAAGGACUCCAGCUCAAAGUUAACCUCUCUCCGAACGACAAUUACUUCUUCUAUGUGAGAGCCACCAAUGCCUCUGGGACAAGUGAGCAGAGUGAAGCUGCCCUCAUCUCCACCAGAGGAACUAGAUUCCUCUUGUUGAGAGAAACAGCUCACCCAGCCCUCCAGAUCUCCUCGAAUGGGACGGUGAUCAGCUUCUCCGAGAGGAGACGGCUGACAGAGAUCCCCUCAGUGCUGGGUGAGGAGCUGCCUGCCUGUGGCCAGCAUUACUGGGAAACCACAGUCACAGACAGUCCAGCCUAUCGACUCGGGAUCUGCUCCAGCUCAGCGGUGAGGGCUGGUGCCCUGGGACAAGGGGAGAGCUCAUGGUACAUGCACUGCUCUGAGCCACAGAGAUACACAUUUUUCUACAGUGGCAUCGUGAGCGAGGUGCAUGCAACCGAGCGUCCAGCCAGAGUGGGCAUUCUGCUGGACUACACCAACCAGAGACUUCUGUUUGUAAACGCCGAGAGUGGACAGCUGCUCUUCACCGUGAGGCACAGGUUCAAUGAGGGCGUGCAUCCCGCCUUCGCCCUGGAGAAGCCUGGCAAAUGCACUCUGCAUCUGGGCUUAGAGCCCCCGGAUUCAGUCAGGCACAAGUGAUCCUGGGCAUUCAGAGUCUAUAAGAAUAGGAGUAAGAGUUUGGGGGUACAAGAGCUGUCAUCCUGUCUCUCAGGCACUAUACAUUAUUCAGAUAGUCUCCCACACACCUGCACCGACAAUAGCUUCAGGCGUUGCAGUCAGCAUGUGAGGGAAGCCAGGGUCCUCGUGCCUUAUGGAGCAGUGUGUGAGCGGAGCGGGUGGAAGCAGCCUUCACCUUUGGUUCAUGGUUGGAGUUGUUUCCUAAAUUCAAGGGAUUUACACUUGACCAGAGAAAAGGACUUGCGCCUGUUCUAUCCAUCAAAUACCCAAUAUCUAGAUGAGAGGGGAGGGAGGGCGGUGUCCCUACCACAUCUCCUCUUACAAAGCAAACGUCACCUUACCUCACUGGAGGAUAAUGAAUCCUAGUCAUUAGAGAAAAUGUUUUAGCUGAUCUAAAUUUACAAUGGAUUCUUUUAUUAUCACGUAUGCUGUAGAAUGUAAGCGUCUCCUCUCUGACAAUGUAAAUGUAGAAAAGUGCUAGAUAUCAGAGAUUUCCAUUUUGUUAAAUAAAUGGCUAGCAUCUUGUAAAAUAAAAUCUAUUGUGUGAAA
Messenger RNA from Rattus norvegicus (Norway rat), 12516 nucleotides. Lineage: Eukaryota; Metazoa; Chordata; Mammalia; Rodentia; Muridae. The record is from RefSeq and is a predicted model, not a curated record.